This is a messenger RNA of Colletotrichum truncatum, 1041 nucleotides long. RefSeq lists its product as uncharacterized. NCBI's taxonomy places the organism in Eukaryota, Fungi, Ascomycota, Sordariomycetes, Glomerellales, Glomerellaceae. The record is from RefSeq and is a predicted model, not a curated record.
AUGUACCAGCAGCAGCAGCAGCUUCAAAGCCUCCAGCAGUCCAUGUUGGGUGGCAUGGCCCAGCAGCAGCAGCAGCAGCAGAUCUACACAUACUACGACCCCGUCACUCGUCAGCAGGGCUACUAUAUCGACCAGGGCCAGAACGAUCAGCAGGCCCAGCUGGCUCAGCUCUACGCUGCUCUGCAGCAACAACAGAUGCAGCAGCAGCAAGCCCCUCGUGUCCAGGUUUCGCCUCCUCCCGAGACCCAUGCUACCCCGUUCCGCACUGCGACUCCUCCCAAGCGCUAUGAAUCUCCGACCGAGGUCACCCCUCUCCCCCCUCCUUCGGCAAACGCUUUCCGUCGUGGCCAUAAGAAGGUCAUGUCUCUUGCCCUGAACGCUAACAAUCAGACCGCCGCGCUCUCUCCUCUGGAACCGCCCAAGUCUGCUGGUCCCAAGACGGCCUCCUUCCCUCUUACCCCUCUGUCUGGAGGCUACGGACCCGGUCAGGGACGUGCAGGCGAACACCCUGUUCGCCAGCCUCGUGGACCUCCGUCUAUUGAGGAGCUCAAGGCCAAACCCACUGCUAAGCAUGAGGGAAGCAAAAAUUUUGCCACCCGAACCCGUCGUUCCGCCGUCCACAACCUGGUCCGCGCCGGGCGUGAGCGCAGAAAGGGAACCGGUAGUUCCAGCGGAAGCAUGAGCCCUGUUUCGGAGAGCGCCGAGGAGGAUUCGAGCACUCCCAUCACCGACAACGAGUCUGACUCUGGCCAUAGUGGAUCCGGAAGCCUGGCAGGAGAUGUUGACUGCUCUCUGCCCAGCUCAAGAACCUCUACCAACGGCAGCUGGGGUGCUAUCGGCUCCGACCGUCCAAGCUCCCGCCAGAGAGCUCGCAAGAGCCUGGACAGCGUUAGCAGCGCCGAGAGCGGCGAGAACAGCUUCGCCAAUGUCUUCAAGAACUCGGCUCAGCGUGUUGGUGUUGAAGUGACGGACGGACAGCGCAAGGCGCCUAUGCUGGUCUUGACCAGCGCCGAAAAGAGAAAGAGCGGCAUUUUGGCGUAG